GAUUAAUUGCAGCCUGAACCAAAGACUUAAAUGUUCCUUCUUUAACCAAGUUCAACGAAAUAAUGAACCAAGUCGUCGGCUACGAGGAAUUCAAAAACAAAAUGCGUAUGUAUUUAGACCUCCGGGCAUUGGUAAAUCCUACAUUAGUGAAAAGGUGGCUGAAGGAAUGGAAAGGCCCCUCAUUAACAUUGACCUCGGAGGCCGAACUGAUACCGGCAUUUUAGAAGGAGUUAGCCCCAGCAUCAAAGCUGCUUACCCCGGCCGUCUCUGCUCGGGAAUUAGUAUCAGUAAAAAUAGAGGAGCCAUUGUGCUUUUAGAUGAGUUUGAGAAAGUGCGAGACGAAGGCUUAGCCAAUAUGAUGGGGAAUGUUUUAGACAUUAAGAAAAAUAAGGACUGA
This is a messenger RNA of Racocetra persica, 397 nucleotides long. The record is from the annotation of a GenBank genome assembly. NCBI's taxonomy places the organism in Eukaryota, Fungi, Glomeromycota, Glomeromycetes, Diversisporales, Gigasporaceae.